UCCAAGCCAUUCCGCACACCACAAUGUAUUAUGAUCUGGGUCACCCAUUAUGAAUUUGAAAAGCCGCUGUUAGCACGAAAAAAUUCCUUUCCUAAGGACCUGUAAACAGCUCGGGCUUAAACAAAUUACGAAGAGAUCUAAUCCACGUAGUCACCGAGGAAUCCAGUACAGAAGUUUCCUGUCAGUCGUUACCUUCCGAUCUCGUGCUUUGAAAGCUGCAGCAAUCCGAAGUCACCUUUGAUUUGACCUAUUUGACGUACGUCCUUGGUUAUCAGUCGAGUUUUGCAAUAUAGUUCCUUUUGAGUCUGGCAAGGAACGACGACCAACAAUUUACGAUUUCCGAACGCGAUUUCUGUGAACAACAAUUCUGCAGUAUCUCAGGAGAAUCUUCGAAGAGGACCUGGAUAGUACUGACAGGGUGAUGUGAAUUUAAACCCUUCUUCUGUCAUUUAUUUGUCUGGCAAUGUCAAAACCAUUCUUUCUCAAGGGUGGAGUUAGAAGAAUAAGGCCCUCAUCACUUGGUUCUGAUUCAGAUGAGAAUGCUUUGGUACGUCAAGGCACCCAAGCUUAUGAACUGGAGUUAGAAAACAUUUCUGACAGUGAUGGGAGCAGUGUCAAGAACAUGGAAGAACUUGAUCCUUGCAGUCCAAAUUCAUCAACUCCUAGAAGUCUCUCCCCCCUUAGCUCACUUAGUAGUGGAGAAAGCCAGUUCACCAACAGAACAUUUGAGUUUCCUCGAGAACCAUUUAAUGUUCCACAGUAUGACAAUUUGCGCUCCCCUGUUAUGCGACCAAGUACAUCUCUUUUAGAAGUGUCAAUUGCUAACUUGCCACCAGAGUCUGAGUUGAAGCAGUCUCUGUUAAAAAUCCGUGAACAGAUGGCUUUGAGUCUUGUGCGAUUAAAGGAGCUGGAGGAACAAGUUAGGAAUGUACCAACCUUACAAGUUCGCAUUUCUGUGUUACAAGAGGAGAAACGCCAACUUAUCAAGCAGUUGCAAUCCAAAGCUACUAGAAAAAGGAGCCUAUCAGUAGGCCCUUCAUUAGGUAUUGAUUACUCUGUGUACAAUAAUGCACACCCCAAAGGUUCAAAGAGUGACACAGAAAAUGAUGGUGAUGAUGACUAUGCUCUGAUCAGGAAGAAACUUAGAGUCAAGUUAAACUCUGUUGGUGUUGGAGAUUACUCAGUAAAUGGACCUUGUUCUUGUUGUCCCACAGCAACACCAGUAGUAGUUAAGGCUCCUGUGAAGUCUGUGUGCGUUGGUACGGAUAUGGAUUCAGAUCAGAACAGUCCACUACCAAUAAAAGAGGUUGAGGAACCAGUUAAACCAGUUGUACAAACAAGAUCAAUUGGAGUUGGAAUGAUGAGGUCUUUCACAAGAGAUGUUGGUGUGGGUGAAGAUAAACCAAUCAUUAACACUGAAAGCAAAGGUUCUCAGGCUUCAGUAGGAAUGGUGGAUUCUGCCUGUGAUGCUCUGUCUACCACACCUACAAGUGAUAUGGCAGUGUUAGUGAAACCUGAUGUAUGCUCAAAAGGAAUUGGCACAAUGAAAGAAAACUCAACUGACAGUUCUUUUUACAGGGGAACUGAAAUUUGUUCUUCAAAACUGUUGGUUCACACUGGUGUUCAGACAGGCAGAAGUCCAGAGGUGUCAUUAGUAUCAAUCGGUGUGGGAAUAUGCACCAUUGAUGAUGAACCAUCCUGCCGAAAGUGUUCCAACAGAAAGUCCCGAGCAGUGGUGAAAACUGUUGACGAGAUCAUGGCCAAUCGUAUUGACAUCCCAUUUUACAGAUCUGUUGGGGUUGGUGAUUCUAGUCUCGAUGACAACUAUCUUUGCAAUCACUGCAGCAACAUUGAGACAAGAACAAUUGCAGUUGGAGAAAAGAUUGAAUAUAGAAACAUUGCUAUUGGCGACUUCAGUGUAUCUGAGGACUCUUGUUGUGACCGUUGUAGUAACCUCAAGCAAAGAACUAUAGGCUGUGGCACUGAUUGUGUUGUUACUGUGGACACUGGUUCUGGAGAAGAGAGGAUUGAUGACUUUCUGUUUUGUGACCACUGUUCAAAGUUACAAACAGCAUCCAUUGGAACAGGUGAUUACAAACUGGAGGAAAACUCUGUUUGUGAACUUUGCAAUUCCAAAAUUCAAUCGGAGGCUGAAAACAUCAUGGAGAGUGUGGUGACUACAGAUAUUGCUGUUACAACAGAAUCAGUUGUUGAGGGUGGUUAUCCAGGUGCUGAGAAAAACAAGGAAGAAACAUGUGUAUCUAUGAAAAAUAUCAGCUCUGCUAUGGGAAGUUCAUGUACACGUACAAUCGGUGUUGGCAGUUGUGGCAUCAUGGACUCUUUCUGCAACAGGUGUGACAAUCUCCACACCAGGUCUAUUGGAGUCGGCAGUGGUAACAUUUCAGUCGAUGUAAUUUGUGACAGAUGUUCCAAUAAGAAAACAAAGUCAGUUGGAACAAGCAGUGACAUCAUAGAAACAAGAACGCUUGGUGUCAGUGAGUGUUGCAUUACAGAUAACUACUGUGACAGAUGCAUGAACAUCAGGACUCAAAGUGUGGCCAUUGGAGACUGUUGUGUAACUGACAGCUUCUGUGAGCGCUGCUUUAAUGUCCAAAUGCACUCUAUUGGUGUUGGAGACUUUGAUAUUAAUGCAGAGGAUGACACGCCUGUAGUUAUACAAGCUAAUCUAAUAUCUGUCGACAAUAACAACAAGGUGGACAUCAACAUGAACAUGAAAACUAAAAACAGCUCUAUUACAACUAAAAAUGUAGUCAGACACAUACAGUCAACACAAGGCAGUCCUCUUAUGUACUCAAAUGAUGGCAUUAAGAAGGUGUUUAUGAACAGCAAGGAAAGCGACCUUCAUGAGUCUGAUGAGAGCAUUGACAAUGAUAACCCCAGCAGUGACACAGCAAGCCAAACCAGUGAAGUUUUGGUAACAACACCAUCUCCAGAGCGGAUUAGAAUAACAGAUGAAGUUGUGGUGGCGUGCAAACUGUUGAAUGGGCAUCUUUAUAAAGGAAAAGAGAUUGGCAGAGAGCAAAUGAUCUCGUGCAUGAGUACAGUGGAAAACAACUGGUUUCGUUGUGUCAGCUCUAGAGACAGUGACCCAGAGGUGAUCAAAGGGCUCUUGAGGAUAUUCAAGAAUCAAAUACAUAUGUUGCUGGAAACUAUUCUCAACCUCGUGGACGGCAAUGGAAAUAAUGCAUUGCAUUAUGCUGUGUCAUUUAGAAACUGGAAAUUAGUGGACGUGUUACUGGACACGGGACUCAUGAACCUGAACUUACCAAAUAAGGCUGGGUACACUCCGAUUAUGAUGGCUGCUUUGGCAGGAGUCGUGAAAGAAGACGACAAAGACAUCGCCAGGAAAUUGUUUCAAACAGGAGACGUCAACAAGCAAGUCGAGGAAACAGGACAAAGUCCACUUAUGUUGGCUGUCAGUCGAGGGAGAAUGGAAAUGGUCGAGCUCACUCUAGAAGCUGGAGCCGAUAUCAACGCAACAGAUGAGGAUGGCUCUACAGCUCUUAUGUGUGCGUGUGAACACGGUCAUCUCAAUAUCGCCAAGCGACUGCUCUUGGAGCCUCAUUGUGAUGCAUCACUAGAAGACCAUGAAGGAAGCACUGCUUUGUCUAUUGCCAUGCAAAGGAACUUCAAAGACUUGGCUUUGCUUAUAUACGGAAAUGUUAGCUUUGAUCCAAUUGGGAAACCUCGAAAGAAAAUCGGUGGCUUGCCGUGUAAAGCUUCUUGACGUACAAGCAAAGAUUUCGGCAAUCAUCAUUAGCUGUUUGAUGGUGCUAUAGUGUUUUAGACGCUUACUGGUCAAUAACGUUUGAGUAGUAGGUCUCUGUGGUAUCAGUAAGAGUCGACUUUUAAAAACCGUUAUAGUUGGGAGUACAUGCCUCUUUGUGUGCCACAUUUUUUUGGUGUUUGACCAUAUUAUCAGUCUUUUUGAUCGACACUUCUUGGUCUCAGUUGUAGUAGUUUUGUGCAAAACAAAUUUUUUCAGGAAGAAGUAAACUGGUUUAAAAAGAAGAAAGAAAAGUAGAAUUAGACGAGAUUUUUUCCACCUUUUACACACUGUCCUCCUUACAUUUCCUCUGGUACCGAUAAGGAGAAUUUGUUUCACAAUUAGGAGCUUCCUAAAUUGGUGAUCAUUUCCUUUGUUCCCUUUACAUUUGAUUCAAGGUUGAUACUGUAAGGAGAAAUUAUAAACCAGUUUUUCUUUGGGCUUCAAGGGUCAAUGGGGUUCUAACUUUAUCAGUUUUCGAAUUUAGAAUUUUAAGAUACCUUUGAAAAGCUGAUUUAUCCAGCGUUUAUAAAGGAACUCUAUUUAGAGGCUCAGUUACUUAUUUUUCUGUGGUAAAGCAAGGGUGUCUGGACGCUGCCAGGGGGCAGAGGAUUUCAAACAGACUAAAAACAUGAGUAAGAUAUGAUUGUAAAUAGAGUAUGAGUUUUCUCCCAGUAAAAGAACCAAAUAAAUUCACAUGUAGAUUAUCCUAACUUAUAGAACCUCUAACUUUAGCUAAUAAAGGAGGUAAGUUUCUAAACAAAGUGUGGUGCUGAGUCGGUGGUAGAGUAUAACAAGGUAUUUCAGUAUUAUCAACUGAGCUGAUAACGGAAAUUGGCCACCGUAAAGUGUUUCAAAGCUGACGUUUCGAGCGUUAGCCUUUCCUCAGAGCGAAUCUGACGACUCUGGAAUAUUAACGAAGAUUCACGAAUAUGUUCUGAAUAAGUUCUUACUAAUAUUUUUAAACCUCGUAGAAUUUAGGAAAGGUCUUCCUUAAUUGGAAGAAGGGAGGCUUGUCUGGCUAAGGCCUGAAGGUGGUUUUACGAUUUUGAUAAUGAACAU
Pocillopora damicornis (cauliflower coral) is the source of this 4849-nucleotide messenger RNA. RefSeq lists its product as uncharacterized. Gene Ontology annotation, cellular component: cytoskeleton; cytoplasm. Gene Ontology annotation, molecular function: protein binding. Gene Ontology annotation, biological process: negative regulation of actin filament polymerization. NCBI's taxonomy places the organism in Eukaryota, Metazoa, Cnidaria, Anthozoa, Scleractinia, Pocilloporidae. The record is from RefSeq and is a predicted model, not a curated record.